AUGGUGCACUUCCAUCUCCUCUGUCUUGGUCUUGUAUUCUCCGUUUCGUCAGCCAGCGAAUUGAAAUGUGCCACUGGACUCGAUGGCAAAGAGGCAGUCAUUCCAGAGUCUUGGAUCAAUGAUGGGUACUGCGAUUGUCCAUUUGAUGGUAAAGACGAACCAAAUACAGAGGCUUGCUCAGGUUCGACAUCAUGGCCUGGAUUGAAGACUGAUGGAGUCGUCGUGGAUGCUGCAAGCAGCCCCGCUUCGCCGGGCUUUCAAUGCUCCAAACAGACAAAGGUUAUACUACCGCUAUCUCGUAUCAAUGACGGAAUUUGUGACUGCUGUGACGGGGAAGACGAAGCGGAGGGUCUUUGUCCGGAUAUCUGUGAGGAACUGUUCCGGGAAGAACGCGAGGCACGAGAAAAGUUGGAAAAGAAUUUCAAAUCGGGAUACAACAAACGGAAGCACGAUUUGUAUAAUUUCAAAAAGCUGCGGCAAGAGAAAUUGCAGGAGGCUGUCGAGAAGGAAGCCGAGAUCGCAUCCAUUGACAAGGAAGAAAGCGAAGCACAAGCGUCCAUUGAUGAAUUGCGAGACGCCUAUGCAAAGGAGCGUAAAGCAGCAGCGAACUUGAUGGCCAAGAGCCUUGCGGACUUAGUGGAUCCACUGAGCGAAGACGAAUUGAAGAAGCUGAUUAUCCACUCAUGCCAACUUGCAGGCGAAGUGUCGGACGAAGAUGCGGAUACUUGCGUUGCUUUGCGAUUGUCUGCUCUGGACACUGUUGGCUCUGCAUGGAGUGAUGAUAGUUAUGCUGAUGAUGUGGAAAUGGAAUUUUCAACAGAUGACCAAGAUAUCGCUGAGAUGUUGCUCCAAAACUCCAUUGAAACAUAUUCAGUCAAGUAUACAUUGGACGAGUCUAAUAGACGUCGUCUUGACGAAUACCAUGGAGACUAUGAUUACGACGGCGAAUUCGACGAUGAUCAUUACGAUCCUCACGAUGACGAAGACGACUACGGAGAGGAAAGCUAUGAGCCCCCAUCGCCAUCAAAGUAUUCAGACAGGAAGAGAAAGAUUUAUGCAUCACGGGAUGUCUCCGAGAAGGAACAAGAAGUGAUUGACGAGUUGAAGGGAUCCAAGUUCUCCGAAUCGCGAGUGAAGUACUUGACUCGAUCCAAGAUUCUAGAAGAAAAAAUCAACAAUGUUCUCGAUGCAGCGGAAGAAGCAGCCAAAGCGAAGGAAGAAGCAGCCAAAGCGAAGGAAAUAGGAGAAUGGGACGAUUUGAACAAGGAGGAAGGUGAAGCUGAAAGUGAAAGUGACGUCGCCGAGGAAGAAGAAGUCCCAACCAUUGAUACUGAAGCGUAUAAUGCCAUCAAGGAAACGCUCGAAGCCACAGAGAGGAAAAUUACAAAAGGUUUCCGAUGGGGGGCUUCAGCAAAGCUCUUCUUUUCCAAGUCUUCUUCGACAACCACUCUGGAUGGCCUCAAGUCGCUUGCUAUUGGAACUUUGCUGCACGGCAACCUUGGGGCAACUCAUGUUUGGGAAGUGUUGCAAUCCGUUCUGCCGGAAUAUGAACAAGGAGCUGAAGCAUCGUCGGAUACCUGCGCUGCGGCAUUACCAAUCUCUUGUCCUCCAGCCCCUAUUACCCGCAAGGGCAUUUCAUAUCCACCAUCAUUUAUCGUAACCGCUGUCGAAGCACUCUGUAUGGAACAAGCAACCAUGGAUGUCGAUGAAAGCACUUGUGCUGAAGAAGGAGCCUCGGAUGAAAUUCCAGAGUCAGUCUCGGAUGGGCUUUAUGGAUAUUUCAGUCCAUCUCCACGACAAGAGACCGAUCCAUUGAUGGCAUUCUUCUCUCCACUGUUGCUACUAAAGGCUGAUAAGGAUACUUAUGAUAAGCAUAUGAUGACAAAAAGAGACCUGAACACGAACAAAAAGAGAAUCGAGCGUCUGAUUACAGAUCUGUACAAGGACAUUGGAGGAAAAGAUGGUGAUGGAAUGGGUCCCAGUGGCGAACUGUAUUCCAUGGCCAAUGAAUGUUUCAGCGUUGACGCUGGCAAGUACACGUAUGAAACUUGUAUAUUCAAGGAAGCUAAGCAAAAGGAAGGCUCUGGAGGCGGCGGUACUGGCCUUGGAAAAUGGACUGGCAUGGAGCUCGACGAAAAUGGGACCCGUGUGAUGAAAUGGGAAAAUGGUCAAAAGUGCUGGAAUGGUCCAAUGCGAUCCGCUACGGUAUAUGUAACUUGUGGUCCCGAAACUAAGUUGAUAUCCGCCGACGAGCCUGAUACUUGCUGCUACGUAUUUGAGAUGGAAAGUCACAUUGCGUGUGACGAAGCCUACAAGGCCAAGAUGGGAUUGGAUAAUCUUGAAGGCUAA
Messenger RNA from Cylindrotheca closterium, 2349 nucleotides. The record is from the annotation of a GenBank genome assembly. NCBI's taxonomy places the organism in Eukaryota, Bacillariophyta, Bacillariophyceae, Bacillariales, Bacillariaceae.